Messenger RNA from Scylla paramamosain (green mud crab), 3135 nucleotides. RefSeq names its product COP9 signalosome complex subunit 5-like (gene CSN5). The transcript is spliced from 7 exons. Lineage: Eukaryota; Metazoa; Arthropoda; Malacostraca; Decapoda; Portunidae. Gene Ontology annotation, biological process: protein deneddylation. Gene Ontology annotation, cellular component: cytoplasm; COP9 signalosome. Gene Ontology annotation, molecular function: deNEDDylase activity; protein binding; metallopeptidase activity. The coding region runs from base 82 to 1158 and encodes 358 amino acids. The record is from RefSeq and is a predicted model, not a curated record.
AGAUCUCCAUUCCUGAAGACUUCAGUGUUCACCACCAGCUUUGGCUUUCCUCUCCCUUCACUGACCAUCCUGGUGAUAGUCAUGGCUUCCUCCAGCACAGGUGAGGGAACCAGCUCCAGCAGCAUGUCUCAGUCACAGAUAGCUCAACGCACAUGGGAGAUGGCAAACAACAUGGAGGCCGUCAAUUCUGCUGAUGAAAUUUACCAGUAUGAUGGUAAACAACAGCAGGAUAUUCUCCAAGCUAAACCGUGGGAGAAAGACCCACACUUCUUCAAACAAAUCAAGAUAUCAGCCCUGGCGCUGCUAAAGAUGGUGAUGCAUGCCCGGUCUGGGGGCACUCUUGAGGUGAUGGGUCUGAUGCUUGGAAAAGUGGAUGGACCAACUAUGAUUGUCAUGGAUUCAUUCGCACUGCCAGUUGAAGGAACAGAGACACGGGUCAAUGCUCAGGCCCAAGCUUAUGAAUAUAUGACUGCCUAUGUGGAAGCUGCCAAGCAGGUUGGACGCCAAGAAAAUGUGAUUGGUUGGUAUCACAGCCAUCCUGGGUAUGGCUGUUGGCUGUCUGGCAUUGAUGUGUCUACACAGAUGCUGAACCAAAACUACCAAGAACCUUUUGUAGCUAUUGUUAUUGAUCCCAUUCGCACCAUAAGUUCAGGGAAGGUCAACAUUGGAGCUUUCAGGACAUACCCCAAGGGUUACAAACCACCUGAUGAAGGUCCCUCAGAAUACCAAACAAUCCCUCUCAACAAGAUUGAAGACUUUGGUGUCCACUGUAAGCAGUAUUAUUCCUUAGAUAUCUCCUACUUCAAAUCCUCUCUAGACAAAAAACUUUUGGAUUCUCUUUGGAACAAAUAUUGGGUAAAUACACUGAGCUCCUCAUCACUCAUAACGAAUGCAGAGUACAUGACAAGGCAGAUAUUUGACCUUAGCGACAAACUGGAGAAUUCAGAAACUGCCCUUGGCCGAGCUGGUCUUUUUGGUUUGGAUCCACAGGAAAAGAAGACUGAAGACAAGUUGAGUCGUGUUACCAGAGAUUCUUGCAAGACCACCAUGGAGGCACUGCAUGGACUUAUGGCACAGGUGGUCAAAGAUCGCCUUUUCAAUCAAAUACCUCAAACGCAGGCACAGGAUCCACCUCAAGCUUCGCAAGCACAAGCCUGAAGUGUUAAGAUGUUACUCUUUAUACUGAAUCCUCUAAUACAAAUAGUGCAACACAUGUGAGUAUUUAUAUUGCAUCUUAGCUUUUUCAUUGAAAAAAGUUAAUUUUCAGUUCAAAAUUCUAAAAUAUAUGGCUAUAACAUCUCCACAAGGACAAGGUCUAAAUGAAAUGAAGUAUAUGCACACACACACACACACACACACACUAUAAUGUUAUCUAUCUAUCCAUCUUUCUGAUACCUCAUUCCCUCCAGGAGCACCUCCAAAGAGGAUGUCCAUGUCGUAUCCAAACAUUCCCUUCUUACUUUUUUGAGACUUGACCUCUAUUAACACCAUGCUUGUCAUAGUCUUUUCCUGGCACCCUAUUACACUCAUUCCCAAAAAUUUUUAGCUUUAUAUAGAAGCACUGCCUUCCUCUACUUAUGUGGUACUUCUUGUUUCCAUGCCAGAUCACAUUAGAAGCAUCCAUUCUACCACCAUUUCACCUACACUAAUUCUGGGCCACCACAUUUGGGAUUAUCAGCCUGGUAUAUAGUUUUGCCACACCAGCCUAGCUAUUGCUCACUCUAGCUCCUUCCUACCAGCUCCUCUCUACAUAAACACUUGUUCUCUGCUGCCAUACUUAAACUAAGAUACUGUUGUUUCCCCUUCUGCCCUCUCAUUUAUUAAAUGGUGAAAAUGCCUUUUCCAUGCUUUCCACCUUUCUCCUUGCUACUAACAAGAACUCCAUAAUUUUUCAAUAUCCUCACCUUGCUCUCUAUCUCCCCCUUCUUUCUAACUUCCUUCAAAUUAAUGUCUUAUGGUUUUAUUCACUUUUCACACUGAGCUUCCUGUCAAAUUCUUCAUUUACUUUGAUCAGUUCCUUCUUUUCACUGUCCACUAAUACACUCCCCUUACUCCAAUCCCCAAGUUUUUUUUAUAUCAUCCAACUACUUGUGCUGCAAGGAUGUGAGUAUAUUAAGCACCACCUUUACACUUGAUUCUUCUACAACUUUUGGACCAGCUUUUGUAUUUUCAUCUACUUUCUAUUCUUCACAUCUAGCCUUACACUAGCCACUGUCGUUCACAUUUUCUCAUUUCCAUAGUUACCACAUUGUGAUCUGAACCAUUAAACAUUCCUUUUACAAUCUUGGUAUCCUCAAUCAGGCUUUUCUCUUUCAUUUUGUACCUGUGGUCAUUUUGUUAGAAAAUGAUGUUUGCCUGAAACCCUUUUUCAUUCAUUUCAUCUACUCCCCAUUUUUCUUGCCACAUCUGCUACUUUGCUCCCUUCUUAUACAUUUAUCUCUCGUUAAUUCUAUCCUCCUGUUUCCAGUUUUCCCGAGGCACACAUUUACAUCAUUCUAAAAUUUUCUCUUUUCUUGGAUUUACAGGUGCAUACACACAAACCCAAGCAUACUUAAAUAUCCCUGCUUUCCCUUCAGCCCAAAUUUUUAGUUUCUUUCCAAAAUACAGCUGCACCAACAUUCCUCCAGCAUCAGUGCCAACCCUCAGGGUGUACUAAUGAGGUGCAUCUUAAGGUAGAGGGUGGGGGAUGGGGUGGGCUAGCACACUGUUCUAUUAAAGGGUAAGUCCAGUUGCCAGCUUUUCCAUACAAUCCUGGCUUUUCAUCCAGCAAAAGUUGCACCCAGGUUAAACCUCAUUGAUUAUACAAUACUGUCAGUGCUAUAAUUUAAUCAUGCAAAUUGUAUAUUGGUGACCUUUGUUUUUGGUUGCAUAAGUGCUCAUCACUUUGUACAAGAUGAAAAGAACUUUGUAAUUAAAAGAAGAAUCCAACGCAAAACUUUAUUUAUAAUAUAAUCUUUAGAACAGACAGGAUAUAUUACUACUACACUGGAAUCCAAAUGUUCCAGUAGAUUAAUCAAGGAUGGUGAAUCUUAUAGUCUUCAUUAUGCAAUAGUGUGUACAUUUUAUAUUAAUGGAUCUGAGCUAUUAUUUGUAUCUGACUAUGAAAUCUGUUAUGACAAUGAACAUCUAAUGUCA